CCUAAAAAAUAAGAAAAGGUCUGUCAGAAAUCCGGAUUUUAAUAUACCGUUGGUGCCAGCUAGCAGAAACAGAGUCGUGUGUUCAGCAUUUGCAACUGUCUUUCAUUGCAGCAACGUUCUUGACAGUGGUGCUUAACUGAAAGAAUAUGGCAUCAGAGGCCAAACAUCAAACUUCAUCAAAACACUGUGGGUCUACCGAACAUGGAACCAAAGGAACAGUGGUUCUUGCAUACAGUGGCGGUCUGGACACAUCCUGUAUUUUGUUGUGGCUGAAGGAACAAGGAUAUGAAGUCAUUGCUUUUCUGGCUAACAUUGGACAGGAAGAAGACUUUGAAGAGGCCAGAAAAAAGGCUGUAAAACUGGGAGCUAAAAAGAUCUUUAUUGAAGAUGUGAGGAAGGAGUUUGUAGAAGAAUUCAUCUGGCCGUCAGUCCAGGCCAAUGCAAUCUAUGAGGAUCGAUAUCUGCUUGGAACUUCCAUCGCAAGGCCUUGUAUUGCACGUAGCAUGGUGGAGAUUGCAAAAAAGGAGGGUGCACAAUUUGUCUCACAUGGUGCUACUGGAAAGGGGAAUGAUCAGAUCAGAUUUGAACUGUCCUGUUAUGCACUGUACCCUGAAGUUAAGAUCAUUGCUCCAUGGAGACUACCAGAGUUUUACAACAGAUUUUUAGGACGAAGGGAAUUAAUGGAGUAUGCCCAGAAACAUGGAAUUCCAAUUCCAGUCACACCAAAGGAGCCAUGGAGUAUGGAUGCUAACCUAAUGCACAUCAGUUUCGAGUCUGGUGUCUUGGAAAACCCCAAGAAUCAUGCACCUCCUGGACUUUUCAAAAUGACCAAAGAUCCUGAGGUCUCUCCAGAUGCAGCUGACAUUUUGGAAAUUGAAUUUAAAAGAGGUGUCCCUGUGAAAGUUACCAAUCUCAACGAUAAGACAGUACAUACUUCAGCACUGGACUUGUUUAUAUAUCUCAAUGAAAUUGGAGGGAAGCAUGGAGUUGGGCGAAUUGAUAUUGUAGAGAACCGUUAUAUUGGCAUGAAAUCACGAGGUAUCUAUGAAACCCCAGGUGGAACGAUUCUUCGCCAUGCUCAUUUAGAUAUUGAGACCUUUACCCUGGAUAGGGAAGUAAGAAAAAUCAAGCAGCAGCUUUCUCAGAAGUUUUCAGAGCAAAUAUACAAUGGUUUCUGGCAUAGUCCUGAGUGCGAGUUUGUUCGUCAGUGUAUUGCCACUUCACAGGAAUUUGUUGAAGGAAAGGUUCAGCUUUACGUGUUUAAAGGGAAUGUUUACAUCAUGGGACGGGAGUCCCCUAAAUCCUUGUACAAUGAAGAACUGGUCAGUAUGAAUGUGCAAGGUGAUUAUGAGCCCUGUGAUGCAUCUGGAUUUAUCAAAAUCAACUCUCUCAGACUAAAAGAAUAUCACCGUCUACAGAGCAAAGCAGUGUCAAAGAAUUGAAACUGAAUCAAAUGUCAGCUGCUACCACUGUGUUUGUUAGUUUUUCUGAACAGUGCUAUUAAUUGUGGUUGUUGUAACACCAUUUUUAAGCGAAUCAUAGAUGGAAAUGGUCUCACUGAGUGCUUCUUCUGGAAAUGAAAUGGAAUCAAUAAAUAUAUAUAUAUAUAUUUAAAAUAACAGAAA
This is a messenger RNA of Protopterus annectens (West African lungfish), 1625 nucleotides long. RefSeq names its product argininosuccinate synthase 1 (gene ASS1). Gene Ontology annotation, biological process: urea cycle; L-arginine biosynthetic process. Gene Ontology annotation, molecular function: argininosuccinate synthase activity; ATP binding. The transcript is spliced from 16 exons. The record is from RefSeq and is a predicted model, not a curated record. The coding region runs from base 147 to 1442 and encodes 431 amino acids. NCBI's taxonomy places the organism in Eukaryota, Metazoa, Chordata, Ceratodontiformes, Protopteridae. Gene Ontology annotation, cellular component: cytoplasm.